Vicia villosa (hairy vetch) is the source of this 1645-nucleotide messenger RNA. RefSeq names its product protein TUNICAMYCIN INDUCED 1. Lineage: Eukaryota; Viridiplantae; Streptophyta; Magnoliopsida; Fabales; Fabaceae. Bases 104 to 1273 code for a protein of 389 amino acids. The record is from RefSeq and is a predicted model, not a curated record. The transcript is spliced from 3 exons.
GUUUAAAAAUGAAAAACAGAAGAACAAAACCAGUUGAAACAAAAUCCCUAUCUAGAUUUAUCCACCCAGCAAAGAAGAAGAUUGAUUCUCCUUCUCACCACCGAUGAUAACUCUUCGUCUUCAACUUCCUCUAUUCAUCUUCCUUCUUCAAUUCGCUUCUUUUUCAAACGCUUCUUCAUCUCCUCAUUCCAAUCUCACACACAUUUUCCAGGAUAUUUUGAAGGCAAUUUCAGCGAAACAAAAAUGGGAUUUAAACGAUGUAACGAUUUUCAACUUCGAUGUUGCCAAAAUUAGGUUUGGAACUUCCCAAAACUACGAAUUCCGAAUUGGUUCCGGUAAGAAUAACUUCACCGUCAAAUUCUCCGAUCAAGUUGCGUCUUGGAAUAACAAGUUCACUGCACCCAAACCGGAUUUAGAUUCGCUUGUCAAUCAUCUCAGUUCUGUUGUUUUUCUUGAUGAUGUUAAAUUGGAAGGUCCCUUUGAGUUAAGGGUUGAUGAACUUCAUCAACUGUCGCUCUCUUUGCCUAUGAAUGUUUCACAUACUGGUUUGAAACAUGUAAUAGUUGGUGAAGGUAUUACGGUCGAAGUAAGAAAAGCACGGGAAAUCUCUUUUUAUUAUCGGUCGGAUCUUGAUUUGCAAAUGAAUGGAAGUGUUGUAUCUAGCAAAGGGAAGAGUGAGUUCUGGCCCUUUUUGCAAUCUACAUGCGCGCCUCUAAUUCCCUUACACGUAAAAGGUUCCGCAUCAUUGGUCGCUUAUAGAACUCGGAAUCCUAAUGCUCAUAUAGAAACUACAUUGAUUUCUGAGGACACCGUUGAGCUGCUUCCAGAAAAAUGUUACCAUGGCUCUAUGUUUAGAAAGCGAGCAUGCUUGGUUGCUUCCUCAAAUUUGAGAUUAAGUUUGUUAGAGAAAAUUUUAAGAAGUCUUCUUGGUCAAAAGAUCCUUGAAGAUCGAUUUUCUGGCCUUAUCAAAGCAAAUAUCAAAGCAUCCGCUGCUGUAAAGUUCCCCCUAGAAUUGGAAAGAGACGUAGGAGAUAACGUCACUCUUAGUACAUUGCCAGAUUGGAGAACAAGGCCAAGUGUCGAAAGGGUCUGGUUUGAGAUAUUGGCCAGAGUUGAAGAAAACAGGCUCAAACCUCUUUCAAUCAAGAAAGUUAAACCUUUUAUUGAAUCUAAGUCAGUUUCUUGGGCUAAUUUAAUGUCUAAUAUGUCGUAUACAAAGUUGCGGCCAGUUCUUCUUCCUCCAGAAGCUCUUACACUGGAUGUGAAAUGGUAGGAGUUCAUCUUGUGUAAGUUGUGAUAUUGAUACUCCUUUUUUUUACACUUUUUAGGCGAUGUUUGUAGAUUUAGUCUUGUUUCAUACAUUGUAAAAUAUCACUCAUGCAAUCAAGGUUGGUCUUGUAAAUACCUAAACAAAAGAGAAGAAAGAAGUGAAAGAUAUUUUCUUUGACUUGCUUCAACAGGCUUCUAGCAGUUGAGCCUAAGUCUUUAGUAAAGGGCACUUCAGAUGAAGUAGUCUGAACUUAGAUGGCUUGUUAAUUUGUGAUGUGUAUUUUUUACAUAGCUAAAUGGUUGCAGUGUUUAUGAAGAAGUAGAAAAAAACAGUGGACAAAAUAUUGAAUGUGAGGUGUGCUUUCUUGUCAACUUA